Molecule: messenger RNA, 291 nt
Organism: Dibothriocephalus latus
Lineage: Eukaryota; Metazoa; Platyhelminthes; Cestoda; Diphyllobothriidea; Diphyllobothriidae
Source: the annotation of a GenBank genome assembly
AUGGGCAAUCCUCAUCCUAACCCGGCUCCUGCCUGGCUUUCUGAGAAGAGCUGGGCCGAAAUUGUCAGAGCCAACGACCUGCCUAGCCUGAACGGCUUCCAAAAGUCUGUAACUACGAGGACCAACGAGUGGAAGGCUAUUUACGACAACAGCGCUCCACAGAAUAUGACCUUCCCCGAGCCCUUCAGUAAGACCCGUGGAUUGGAUCGUCUGGUGAUUCUUCGUUGCCUCCGACCCGACAAGAUUGUACCGGCGGUUCAGGUGAGAAGUCACAGAAUCCGAUGGCAAUAA